Messenger RNA from Argiope bruennichi, 729 nucleotides. RefSeq names its product PE-PGRS family protein PE_PGRS30-like. The record is from RefSeq and is a predicted model, not a curated record. Bases 1 to 729 code for a protein of 242 amino acids. The transcript has 3 exons. Lineage: Eukaryota; Metazoa; Arthropoda; Arachnida; Araneae; Araneidae.
AUGCAUGCUACUUUACCAUGGGUUAGACAAGACAUGGCUGUCUUAACUAAUCGUGAUAUCGGAUAUUGUAGAGCAGACGGCGUGGGUAAUGAGCGCUUGAGCUGUGUUUUGGGGCUUAAUGUUGGAGACGUGGGUAAUGCCUGUGUGCGAGCUGUGGUUUUUGAGGCUGGUGAUGGAGGCGUGGGUAAUGCCUGUGUGCGAGCUGUGGUUUUUGAGGCUGGUGAUGGAGGCGUGGGUAAUGCCUGUGUGCGAGCUGUGGUUUUUGAGGCUGGUGAUGGAGGCGUGGGUAAUGCCUGUGUGCGAGCUGUGGUUUUUGAGGCUGGUGAUGGAGGCGUGGGUAAUGCCUGUGUGCGAGCUGUGGUUUUUGAGGCUGGUGAUGGAGGCGUGGGUAAUGCCUGUGUGCGAGCUGUGGUUUUUGAGGCUGGUGAUGGAGGCGUGGGUAAUGCCUGUGUGCGAGCUGUGGUUUUUGAGGCUGGUGAUGGAGGCGUGGGUAAUGCCUGUGUGCGAGCUGUGGUUUUUGAGGCUGGUGAUGGAGGCGUGGGUAAUGCCUGUGUGCGAGCUGUGGUUUUUGAGGCUGGUGAUGGAGGCGUGGGUAAUGCCUGUGUGCGAGCUGUGGUUUUUGAGGCUGGUGGUGGAGGCGUGGGUUACAACAUCGCGCCUCGUACGGAAAAAUUCGUGCUCGCGUAUCAAUUAAUCCUAAAGUGUCUAGAUAUUUUUGAGGUGCAAUAA